AUGUCAUCCGGCGCUGCCGCUUUUAUUGCAAGCGACGGGCCUCGGUGCUGCAUUAGAAACUCAAAAGCAUCGCGACACCCAUUUACCAGAGCUCCUGGACCCCUUCUUUCUAACGCAAUACACAUUUGCACGAAUAAGCGCGACGACCAUUGCAAAGUGAAGGGCGUUAAAACAAACGAAAAUAUGGCGCUCUCCAGAUUCAGCUUGCGGUUUCCGCGGCCUAAGACGUUCCUGGGCUGCAUCAGCCUCCAGACGGGCACCGAGAUCAUCUCCCUUGUCCUACUCUUUAACAGGCUCACCGGCCUCUACGGUCUCCUCGCCAUCCUCACGGGCUACGAGCUGUCGGUAACGCAACUGACCAUGUACCUGUAUUCGCUCGGCGUCGUCGUGCUCCUGGCCAUGUUCAUGCCCCACAUCCGCAAGCAGAGCCCCUUUGAGAACCUCUCGCUCGCCUGGCUCUAUAUCGUCGACACGAUUCUCAACGCCGCCUACACCACCUUCUUCGCCGUCAACUGGUACCUCAACAGCACCGCCCUCGACACGCACCCGGGGAGCGCCGGCACUCCCGCGGGCGCCGAGAUCGCCGAGACUGCCCUCGCCAACGGCGCGCCCGUCGUCCCGGACGUGCCUAAGACGACCAAGCACAUCGGCCCGCAGGAGUCGUGGAUGAGCCUGGGUCUCAUCUGCUCAGUCACCCUCAUGCGCGUCUAUUUCGCGGUGGUGGUCAUGUCUUUUGCGCAACAAGUGCUGCAGCGGUACGCCGAGAUGGGCUGGGAGGAGGAGGGGCGCAAGAAGGGCCCCGACGGUCCCUUUUCGGUAGGCGAGCCCGGCGGCGAGGGAUCCCGCGGCCGCCUGGGUCGUGUGAUGCUCGCGCUUGGUCGCGGGUAUUGGCUCAGCGAGAGGCCGCAGCAGGAGUGGGCGAGCGCGGUGAGCGCCAAGUUCCGGCACGGGAGUGUUUAAGUACCUAUGUAUGCGCGAAGGUAUUCCUACGGAUACGGAAAACGGCGGCGGUUGUUCGGUCGGGUCUGAUGGAUAUCGGCGCGGCAGGUCGGCGGCAUCGCGGAUGGGCUGACCGCCACUGGGCGGGUCCGGCAACGGGGUGGUGACCCCGUCACCCCAGCGAUGAUGGUUGGGGUCCGAUGAUGCCAUCGCGCGAUGGUGCCAUUGGCCGGGCGGUGCAAUGCUGAAUGGAAGAUUUAUCUAAUGUGGAUGGUACAGCACACGCACGCGGCCUGGUGGAUCAUUGGGCGCUGUAUGUCGGGGUUUACUUUUUUAUUUAUUUAAUGGCUCUGUAAUAUGACUCCUCUGGCACGAGGACAUCGGCGUUUGGGAUGGCCAAGACGAGGAAGGGGAUUGAAUCAUCGGGUUGCGGCCAAGAGAUGAUGGGGGGCGGGAGUUUCGAUCACGUCAAGGGCGGUUACAAAUCCCGAACCGGGAUGGCAUAGUGAUAGAGCACAACGAUACACGACAUACACAGUACAAUACUAAUCCAUGAACGAAGCAACGAGCUGCUGUUCAAUCAAU
Messenger RNA from Colletotrichum destructivum, 1524 nucleotides. RefSeq names its product Putative inositolphosphorylceramide synthase subunit Kei1. Gene Ontology annotation, cellular component: Golgi membrane; inositol phosphoceramide synthase complex. Lineage: Eukaryota; Fungi; Ascomycota; Sordariomycetes; Glomerellales; Glomerellaceae. The coding region runs from base 1 to 960 and encodes 319 amino acids. The transcript has 2 exons. The record is from RefSeq and is a predicted model, not a curated record. Gene Ontology annotation, biological process: inositol phosphoceramide metabolic process. Gene Ontology annotation, molecular function: inositol phosphoceramide synthase regulator activity.